GCAUCUCUGGACUGUUAUUAGUUCGUUAUCGUGUCUUUUCUAAAUAAACGGAAAAAGGGUAAUUGUAUAAAGUUUGACAAAAUAAAAUGCCGUACGCUAAUCAACCAUCGGUCCAUAUUUCGGACUUAACCGAAGAAAAUGUGAAAUUUCAAGUGGAAGAUACCGAAUUGAGCGUUGCGAAUAGCAUGAGGCGUGUCUUUAUCGCCGAAACUCCGACUAUGGCUAUUGAUUGGAUACAACUGGAAGCCAAUUCUACUGUUUUGAGUGACGAAUUCUUGGCACAUAGGAUUGGGAUGAUACCAUUGAUCAGUGAUGAUGUAGUCGAUAGAAUACAGUAUACAAGAGACUGUCAAUGCAUGGAUUUCUGUCCAGAAUGUAGUGUGGAAUUUACUCUGGAUGUUAAAUGUACUGAAGAGCAAACUAGACAUGUAACUACUGCAGAUUUCAAGUCAAGUGAUCCUAGAGUGCUACCUGUCACAUCCAGACACAGAGAAGAUGAUGCAAGUGAAUAUGGAGAAACAGAUGAAAUUUUAAUAGUAAAAUUGAGAAAAGGACAGGAAUUAAAACUUAGGGCAUAUGCAAAGAAAGGUUUUGGAAAGGAACAUGCGAAGUGGAAUCCGACCGCUGGUGUAAGCUUCGAGUAUGAUCCUGAUAAUACUAUGAGGCAUACUUUAUUUCCUAAAGCGGACGAGUGGCCCAAAUCAGAGUACAGUGAAUUAGAGGAGGAUCAAUAUGAGGCCUCAUUUAAUUGGGAAGCCAAACCAAACAAAUAUUACUUCAAUGUGGAGAGCAGCGGGGCCUUGAAACCCGAAAACAUCGUCAUGAUGGGGAUUGCAGCGUUAAAAAAUAAAUUAUCGAAUCUGCAGACACAAUUAAGUCAUGAAGUGCAAAGCGAUGCGUUGAGCAUCCAUCAUUAGAAAUAGAUU
Messenger RNA from Trachymyrmex cornetzi, 926 nucleotides. It is a transcript of the gene RpII33, whose product is annotated as RNA polymerase III subunit RpII33. NCBI's taxonomy places the organism in Eukaryota, Metazoa, Arthropoda, Insecta, Hymenoptera, Formicidae. Gene Ontology annotation, cellular component: RNA polymerase II, core complex. Gene Ontology annotation, biological process: transcription by RNA polymerase II. The transcript is spliced from 5 exons. The record is from RefSeq and is a predicted model, not a curated record. Gene Ontology annotation, molecular function: protein dimerization activity. The coding region runs from base 87 to 917 and encodes 276 amino acids.